UUGCGGCGCAGACCGGCAUUUGAUAGCGACUCAACGCUUCUUAGCAGGUAUUCAACAGUCCGGUUUGUUGCAACUGAACUGACGCGUCUCUUUACUCAGCAACCACCAGCUUUUUUUUGGUAGAUUUUUAUUUUAUUUUUGAUCGAGGAGCUUCCCACUUAUCCUGUGCGGCUUUUCAGUCCUCAAGGAAUGCCCAGAGAGCUGACCCAGAAUAGGAUCCAAAAGAUCUGGGUUCCUACCAAGGAUGACAAGCCGGCGCCCCGGAGAGUGGCUGGGUCCCCCCACCUUGCCAACCCCCCGACCGUCAUCGUGAUGGUCGGGCUGCCGGCUCGAGGCAAGACGUACAUGUCCAGGAAACUCACACGCUACCUCAACUGGAUCGGCAUGCCCACCAAAGUUUUCAACGUGGGGGAGUACCGCAGGGAGGCGGUCAAGAACUACAGCUCCUAUGAUUUCUUUAAGCCUGAAAAUGAAUGUGCAGUGAAGAUCAGGCAGCAAUGUGCCUUAGCAGCCCUGAGGGACGUCAAGUCCUACUUGCAGGAUGAGGGAGGCCAAGUAGCGGUCUUCGAUGCAACAAACACAACGAGGGACAGGAGAGAGAUGAUCCUCCAGUUCGGCCGUGAGAAUGGCUUUAAUAUCUUUUUCAUCGAGUCCGUCUGUGAUGAUCCUAACGUCAUUGCGUCCAAUAUAAUGGAAGUGAAGGUGUCCUGUCCAGAUUACAAAGACUGCAACAAGACUGAUGCCAUGUUGGACUUCCAAAGGAGAAUUGAAUGUUACAAAGCUAGCUACCAACCUCUAGACCCUGAUCAGCAUGACAGGGAUCUAUCCUUCAUCAAGGUGAUCGAUGUGGGCCGCCGCUUCCUGGUCAACCGCAUCCAAGACCACAUCCAGAGCAAGAUCGUCUACUACCUGAUGAACAUCCACGUCCAGCCACGUACCAUCUACCUGUGUCGACACGGAGAGAGCACAGAUAACCUGGAGGGACGGCUGGGGGGUGAUGCCGGCCUCUCGCCGAGGGGCAGACAGUUUUCUGCAGCCUUGGCGGCGUUUGUGGAGGAGCAGCAGCCGAAGAAUCUUAAGAUCUGGGCCAGUCAGUUGUGUCGCAGCAUCCAGACCGCCGAGCAUCUGGGGGUCCCGUACGAGCAGUGGAAGGCUCUCAAUGAAAUAGAUGCGGGAGUGUGUGAGGAGAUGACGUACGAUGAGGUUAAAGAGAAAUUCCCUGAAGAGUUUGCCCUGAGGGAUGAAGAUAAAUACUACUACCGCUACCCUGCUGGAGAGUCCUACCAGGACCUGGUCCAGAGGGUGGAGCCGGUCAUCAUGGAGCUGGAGCGUCAGGAGAACGUUCUGGUCAUCUGCCACCAAGCUGUCAUGCGUUGCCUCCUUGCCUACUUCCUGGAUAAAAGUGCAGAUGAGAUGCCCUACCUGAAGUGUCCCCUGCAUACAGUGCUGAAGCUCACCCCUGUGGCCUACGGGUGCAAAGUGGAGUCCAUCUCUCUAAAAGUGGAGGCGGUGAACACUCACAGAGAAAGACCAGAGGAGGUGAAGAGGGGUCCCGGAACUUUGAUCAGGAGGAACAGCGUGACUCCCCUGACCAGCCCCGAGUCAAACAUUAAGAAACCUCGCAUAGACGAUCUGGAUGAAGCUCCCAUCCAGGAGCUCCCUCACUCGGUGGCUUCACUGGCCCUUUGCAGCCCGACACACCUCCCUCUUGCACUGGCCGGCCAGCACUGGCUGGGUAAAGUUUGCCUGACCUGAGGAGACACUCGUGUGGCCGCCAGGACGUCCCGCAGCACUGCCUUUGAGAACGGCACGAGUCCUCCUGAGUCCUGAAAGUGUAAAACUCACUCAUAAAUCUCUUUGAAAUGAAAAAAGGAUCUUAUUUUUCACAUUAUGGUAUUUAAAUGAUACGGUCUGAUCAAUCCAAAGAUGUCACUUCAACGCAAAAAUCAUCACUUCCAUGCCUUCAAGAUAUUUUUACUAAUCGAUUUGUAAGCAAACUGUGAUUCAUUUAAAUAUCAAUUCUAUUAUGUGUUGUCAUUGGAUUGUAUUUGUUACGCUGUUUUUUUGAUGUGUCAAGGCGGAGCCAGAUUUUUCAAUCGACAUGCCACUAAAUGAUUUUGCACAUUCAGAAUGCAUUCAGUUUGAAUUUUUAUGUGUCACAGUGUCUUUAAUGUGCUUCGUUCCAAGCUGAUUUUUGCCGUAGAGUGCCUGUAGUGCUUGUUUUCCAAGCCUAUCGCUUUCUCUGAUGAUACGUUUUACCACCUAAUAACCUCACAUAUCAUUCAAAUAGCUAACACUGAACUGGACUGAAUUGAACAGGGUUCCUCUCGGCACUGUCAUUUCUUAAGUUCCUUGCUGUCGUUGUUUGCUACGCACAAAUGUAAGCACCUCUAUUUUUCUCUUAGGGAAGCGUGCUGGUAAUAAUAUGUCUGUAAAUAUCAGUGUACAUACAGUCAAAGUGGAGAUGGAUGGAAUUUUCUGGGAGUCUUGUAUGAAAAUGUUAUGUUUAAAUGGCAUGUUAGUUUGACAUACUUGAAAAGUGUUUUUUUUUUUAAAUUGCUUUAUUUAUUUUUGUGUCGUUUUUGAGAAGAGAGCGGGACGUGACUAUUUGAACCUGACUGCUAUGCAGGAAAGGACAGUCUGUUGUGUUGAUUUUGCAUCUGCUGGACCAAUAAACCGAC
Messenger RNA from Doryrhamphus excisus (bluestripe pipefish), 2681 nucleotides. It is a transcript of the gene pfkfb3, whose product is annotated as 6-phosphofructo-2-kinase/fructose-2,6-biphosphatase 3. The record is from RefSeq and is a predicted model, not a curated record. Gene Ontology annotation, cellular component: cytosol. Gene Ontology annotation, molecular function: fructose-2,6-bisphosphate 2-phosphatase activity; ATP binding; 6-phosphofructo-2-kinase activity. Gene Ontology annotation, biological process: fructose metabolic process; fructose 2,6-bisphosphate metabolic process. Lineage: Eukaryota; Metazoa; Chordata; Actinopteri; Syngnathiformes; Syngnathidae.